This is a messenger RNA of Oncorhynchus mykiss (rainbow trout), 3937 nucleotides long. RefSeq names its product transforming, acidic coiled-coil containing protein 1 (gene tacc1). Gene Ontology annotation, biological process: nuclear migration; mitotic spindle organization; cerebral cortex development. Gene Ontology annotation, cellular component: cytoplasm. NCBI's taxonomy places the organism in Eukaryota, Metazoa, Chordata, Actinopteri, Salmoniformes, Salmonidae. The record is from RefSeq and is a predicted model, not a curated record.
GACAGAAAGUGAGAGCUAGGCAGCGCUCUGGAAGCCUAGCCGGUCAUUGCUGUGAUAUUCUGACUGCCCCAGCGGCUGAGAGAGAGGGCGCGUGACAGAAAGAAAGAAAGAGAGAGAAAGAGAGAGAGAGAGAGAGAGAGAGAGAGAGAGAGAGAGAGAGAGAGAGAGAGAGAGAGAGAGAGAGAAGGAUAGAAGACUAGAAGCCUCUUUCCAUUCUAUGAAAAACAAGUUCCCAAAUAGAGCAUCAACAGCAAAGUGCGGAGUGGAGGGAGUGUCUCGUCUCUUCAGGGGGAGGUGCUCACUAACAUGAAGAAGAAAACAGUCCAGAGGAGCUACUACUAGUGGAAGAUCUUUAAGAGGAGCUACUACUAGUGGAAGAUCUUUAAGAGGGGGAGAAGAAGACCAAUAGUGUCUAUUCAGACACAAUUCAAACCGAUAGUGUCUAUUGACUCUACUCAGACUAAAGGAGAAAGCCAAAAACUUUGUUGUCGAGGAUGUCUUGGCUGUCGCCCAUGUCAUGGGCCAAGUGGACGUGGACAGCAGUCCGGGGAGCAGAGGAGGGAGAGGAGGUGGAGGGCCAGGAGGUGAAGGUGGAAGAUGGACUGCUGCCUUGUGGAGGGCAGCGAGAGGAGGAGGAAGAAGAGAGAUCUCAAGGCUGCAGUUCAGACUCAGAGGGCCACUUUGAAACCCCAGAGGCUCAGAGCCCUGUCCACGCUCCACUCCAAGUCCCAGAAGAGCUGGAGACCUUCACCACUGACAGAGCAGAUGCCCUGGAGGAGGAGGAUGAACAGCUGAUAGUGUCUGGCCCAGCCAGAGAUCCAGCUCCUAGCCUCCUAUUUAACCAGAACAUGGGUCAGGCCAAGCCCCCCUUGGUCCCUGAGGAGGAGGCCCCUGUGGACUCUAAGGAGGGGCCACAAACACUGCCCAACACCACAGACACUGCAGAGGUUCAACCCGCAAUAGCAGGCCCAUCAGCCCAGACCAAUGGAGCCGCAAAGGCCACUGCUUCUCUAGACUUAGGUCUACCUGAGGAGGAUAGACCACUGGCUACUUCACUAGACUUAGGCCUACCUGAGGAGGAUAGACCACUGGCUACUUCUCUAGAUUUAGGCCAAACUGAUGAGGAUAGACCACUGGAUACCUCUCUAGACUUAGGCCUACCUGAGGAGGUGAGGCCACUGGCUACUUCUCUAGACUUAGGCCUAACUAAGGAGGCUAGCAUUACUAAGACGCUUUGUAAUGGACACCCCAUAGAGACCAUCCCUGAACCUCAGGCCAAACCCACUAAAACCACACCCCCUUCCCUGAAGAUAAAGGGAGCUUUUUCCAGGGCUAGUGCACAGAGGGAUGGGGACAGUGAUAUCACCCUAGUCCCUAAGGCUAGAUACAACUUCAACCUGGACCAAUUCGACGGCAGCUUCAAUCCGUUCGCCAGCGGCGGCUCCAAGAUUCAGAACUCCCCGCCAGCCGAUGCCAUGCCCACACUGGGGUCGUUACCUGUACCUAGCUCCCUGCCCACACUGGGGUCGCUACCUGUACCUAGCUCCCUGCCCACACUGGGGUCGUUACCUGUAUCUAGCUCCCUGCCCACACUGGGGUCGUUACCUGUACCUAGCUCCCUGCCCACACUGGGGUCGUUACCUGUACCUAGCUCCCUGCCCACACUGGGGUUGCUACCUGUACCUAGCUCCCUGCCCACACUGGGGUCGCUACCUGUACCUAGCUCCCUGCCCACACUGGGGUCGUUACCUGUACCUAGCUCCCUGCCCACACUGGGGUCGUUACCUGUACCUAGCUCCCUGCCCACACUGGGGUUGCUACCUGUACCUAGCUCCCUGCCCACACUGGGGUCGUUACCUGUACCUAGCUCUCUGCCCACACUGGGGAUGUUACCUGUAUGCAGCUCUUCUCCACCGCUUUGUGGGACUAGUUCCUCACCUAAAAUGGAUGUUGAGGAGGUCAAAGAUUCAGCGUCGGAGGCAUCAGAGGAGCCCAAGCCUGUGGAGAUAGAGUUUGGGUUAGACGAGGCAGGCGAGGUAAAAAAAACACCGCCCAGGAGGAUGGGUAAAACGCCCGGCAGCAAGCUCGCCGUCAAGAAACCAAGGGCAAAAGCAAUGACAACAGCACCUGCCCCGACGCCGGCACCCGAACCAGAAAUAGCUCACCCGGUAGUAGAGCCGGUUUCAGAAACGACUUCCGAACCACUUUCCAUGCCAGGUCCCUCCUUAAGUUUGGACGACGUUCCUAUUCCCAAGUCCACUUAUAAAUUUGACCCCAACCAGUGGGAUGACCCUAAUUUGAUCCCCUUCUGGGGUGGUGGUGUCAAAAUAAGUAGUUCCCCGGUUUUGCCCAAAGGAUCCUACAGCUUUGAUCCUCACAACUUUGACAACUAUGUGGACCCCUUUAAGCCAUCUACAGCCCUGGGCUGCGAGAAUUCAACCUCCCGGGAUACCCCACUUCCUCCUCCAGCAGAGGAAGCAGUGAAACCAAAGCUGGAGCGGCCCCUGGAUGAGGGGAAGAGAAUGUGUCAGACUCCAAAGAAAAGCAAGGACAGGAUCAUCACGACCACUGAACAAGUGAAGUUUCUCUGUUUUCUGUUGAAUUCGUGUAAGGUCAAGAAGUAUGAAAACCAGUCCCUGGUCCUGAAUGUCUGCAAUCAGGAAGAGGAUGUGGUUGUGUCACAGGUCCAAGAAAUGCCCCGCCGCGUUCGCCAUGCCACCGAUGAGGAAAAGCUGGCUUGUAGUGAAAUCAUGAGCCAGAAAGCCAAGGAGGAGGCCGGGGUGGAGGUGGAGGAGGAAGAAGACUCAGUGUGUGCCAAAGGCCCAGCUAAAGGCCCAACCAAAGGCCUGGCCAUCACAGACAAUGUCAAAAGCCAGGCAAUGCUGGAUGGGCCACAGGCGAGGAUAACACACAAUAUGAAGGAAAAGGACAUUUGCAUUUCAAGUGAAGAGCUUUCAAUCACCCCAAGGCCAAAGUUGAUUGGCUGCAAGGGACACGAUGACAAAGGUAGUCCCUCCUCCAUGGAUACCAUAUCGCUAAAUGAGAUGGACAAAGCAGCGGUGCUCACCUUGAUCAGAGAGGAGAUAAUCACUAAAGAGAUAGAGGCCAACGAGUGGAAGAGAAAGUAUGAAGACAGUCAUAUGGAGGUGUUAGAGAUGAGGAAAAUAGUGGUGGAGUACGAGAAAACAGUUGCACAGAUGAUUGAGGAUGAGCAGCACAAGAGGAGUGUCCUGGGCUCCCAGAAGAGUGUCCAGCAGGUGACUCUGGAGCGGGACCAGGCCCUGGCCGACCUCAACUCUGUGGAGCGCUCACUCUCGGACCUCUUUAGACGUUACGAGAACAUGAAGACCAUCCUGGAAGGCUUUAAGAAGAAUGAAGAGGUGCUGAAGAAGUGUGCCCAAGAGUAUCUGGUCCGCGUCAGACAGGAGGAGCAGAGAUACCACACACUCAAGAUCCACGCUGAGGAAAAACUAGUCAAGGCUAAUGAAGACAUAGCCCAGGUGCGCUCCAAGGCCGACUCAGAGAGUGUGGCUCUUCAUGCCAGCCUGAGGAAAGAGCAGAUGAAGGUGGACUCCUUGGAGAGAGCCCUCCACCAUAAGAAUCAAGAAAUCGAGGAGCUUACAAAGAUCUGUGACGAACUAAUAGCCAAGCUCGGGACAUCAGACUGAUCAGACCUGAAAUCAUAAACGUCGGAGUUGUUGGAUGUACUGUUCCACCAACUUCUCUCCUCUCUGCCUUUCCAUUGCAGCCAAGGCUAACCAUCCCCACUGCAGCUAGCUGGUAAAUUACUGUACACACUUCUAUACAAUCUGAACCGAUCUCUGAUUUUAUUACUCAAACACAUAGCGAGUGAAUGCAGUAGUCACCCCUAUUGUUUCAGAUUGGAACAAAUUAACAGCGAAACAGCAAUGAGUGUAUAUAUAUAUAUACACAGGUA